Linum trigynum is the source of this 3819-nucleotide messenger RNA. NCBI's taxonomy places the organism in Eukaryota, Viridiplantae, Streptophyta, Magnoliopsida, Malpighiales, Linaceae. The record is from the annotation of a GenBank genome assembly.
GUAUGUAGAUUGUCCUACAAGACUACUGGUCCCCAAGCAAGUAUCCGAAUCCGAUAUGGAAGCAGUAAUAUUGGUUCGAUUAUUCAGGUUACCCUGUCUGCAUAAGAUGCACAAGAUUGAUUAUACGUGCAGAUAAAAAUAAGAACUAGUCCACCAUUAAAGGAGUAUCAUCAUCAUAUGAAUGUGUACGUAUAUGUAUGAUCAGAUAAUGCGACUAAGCCAUUCCCAGACAACUGAAUAUCAACUAGCUAGAUGCUACUCUACAAUGAUAAGCAAGCAAAUCAUAGCCAGAAUUCCAGCAUGGGUGCAAGUCAAAAUUCACAAAGUUUGGAGAUGGCCAGAACUAUGGUCAUUAUACAUUAACAUGGAGUCUAAGUUUGGAUUUUGGCCAUGUGUAUGUGUGAGAACCCCGCUUCUAGGGAUUCUCGGGACUGAUCUUGGGCACCCGUGAGAUUGAGAUUUAGGGUUGAGAUUAGGGAUUUAGAUGAGAAGAACAGAAUAGAAUUGGGAAUCGGCCGAGGCCUUGGAUUAAGAGAGAAUAGAAAUUAGGAGUUGAGAGGAUAAACUAGGGUUUAGGAGAUUCUUCUGAAUAUUGUUCUUGAUUGAUUAUGACGUAAACCCAAAGUACAUAUUUAUAGGGAAAUACUGGAAAACCCUAAUGAUAAUCCUAAUCCGACUAAAUCUCUACUAACCAUAAUUAUAAUAAUCCUACCUAAUAUAAUAAUAGAAACCCUAAAUAAAUGUGUUUUUGCCAAUCCAUCCCCCUUGAAAACAACCUUGACCUCAAGGUUGUAGUUGACUUCUACCUCCUUGACCUUCCGCUUUCUUCGUUUCCAAUUGCGCUCAAUUCUAUAAAUUAAUCUUUCUCCAGCAACUUCAAAUUUCUCCGACUCUUCUCCUGCCACGUGGCACCUACGCCCCAGCCCAUAGCCGAACAAUUCUUCCUCUUCCUUUUCGAAUUCCACAAAAUAAGAAUCUAAGAAUUGUUCUUCUUCUUGCUUCUCGUCACUCACCAACUUGAAAUAUUUAAGGAGUAGCUCCAUAAUUUCCUCCAUAGGCUUGGUGGUGAAAACAACCCAUAGCUUUACCCAACCUUCCUUUCCUCCUCCCUUGGGUCAAGCCUUUCCUGACUGCUAAUUUCGUGUGGGCUUGUCUCCUCCAAAAGCCCACCUUUAAUGUCCAUCAAGCCUUCUUCUUUCUUUAAAAGACUUUUCUGCAAAAUAACCCCAAUAAAACAGACAUUGGGCUCAAUCUCUUCAAGACUUGGCCCAUCAACUAACAUAAACUCUUCCCUCUGAUGCGGCCCAAUCUUUUCAAACAAGCUCACCAUAUCCCUUCUUGUUGCCCCCAGAUCUUCAAGCCCACAACCAAACUCUUUCCCGGCCCACUCCUCUCUCAACUGUGACCCAACUUUGGAGAUGCAACCCACUACCUAUCCUGCCACUCGGUUGGGCUAAUCGAAUUCGGCCCAAAGAGAGGAACAUCGGCUGUGGGACUCCGUGGCCCACUUCUACGACCCUAGGGUUUGCGAAAGGAGAAACGCGACCGCCACCCACCUUCUCCCUCGAUUCCUCUUCUUUCUCCGUCGACGACCGGCACUCCGACGGCAUGGCACCACCCGCCGCCGUCUUCCACUCCUUCUUGUCUCCCGGUGGAGGCUUUUUCUCCGACUCGACCUCCGGAUUCGAGUCGUCCCUCGCUGGUCGCUCUGCUUCUUCCUUCGGCCUCGUCCUCCCGACAGUCAAUGCCCAAGCUGGAGUUGGUGUCAAUUGCGGCGCCACAGGAGCCUUUCCCGCUGUCGGCGAAGAGGUCUGGCGAGCUUCCUCUGCCUUUCCUCGCCGAACAACGCCAGCACAACUCUCCUCCUCCGCCGACCUCGGCUCCGUGUCGUUCUCGCCCGGCGAGCUUCUCGCCAUAGGGUUGGAUGGCAGCCCCACUCUAGCGACUCUCAUCCUUGUCGUUACCUCCGCGCCGAUUGACUUCUUCUCCCUCUCAUUUUCCCGCGACGAGGUCUUCUCGUGGCAAGCAGGCAGACUCAAUCAGCCGCCCUCCUUCUCCAGCGACGCUCUCUCCGACGCCUCCUUUCCCGGUGGCGGCUCGUUCACCCGACGACUCGCCGCCUCCUCAGUCUUCAGUCGUUUGCCCCCGUUGCCGCGUCGCUCCGCGUGACUCGCUCUGAUUUUCGUGCUCCCUUUCGAUCGAGCCUCGGCAGUGGGGUUGAAUGGUGAUGAUAGAGCUCCGGAUGCGGUGGCUCCCCCGUCGUCAGGCGGCUCUGAUGGCGACAGCUCACGCUCCCUCUGAAUCUCACAACCAGAGCCAUUUCUAGGCUCUUAUUUCUUCUUCCUGAACUUCGAGGAAACAACAGAUUGGCUAGGGAACAUUGAUUGUUCCAUCCAGUCUUCCAAAUCCAUUUUCUUUUAUGCUCCUUCUUGAGCAAGCCUGUAGCGACUUCAAUCACGGUGGUCAUCACGACCUCAUCAGCCGUGACGGCCAGCGAUGGCGCUUCCUCCCUCGGUAGCUCCGCGGUGAUCACCACAGACUGCUAUUGUUCGGUGAUUUCGACAGCCGCUUCGACGGAAAGAGCAACGGCUCGUGAUGAUGGUGAUGGUGGCACAGCAGCCACUGCAGCAGCUGCUUUCUCGGUCUUCACAACGACAGUGGUUUUCCCUUGCUCGAACUCGAUUUGGAAUGCCGGUUGUUCCAACCAAUCUUCAAAAUCUGGUUCAGCGACCAACGGUUCGAUUACGGCUACGGUCGGAGGUGGGAUUGGACUCCUCUCCGUCCUCGCCGCAUCCAACUUCAUCUUAAGAGCUUUGGUGAGUUCUUCGAUUGAGAGCUCUUCAAAUCUUGACAUGGCUACGGACGAGUGCCUGCAACCAGGCUCUGAUACCAAUUGUGAGAACCCCGCUUCUAGGGAUUCUCGUGGCUGAUCUUGGGCACCCGUGAGAUUGGGAUUUAGGGUUGAGAUUAGGGAUUUAGAUGAGAAGAACAUAAUAGAAUUGGGAAUCGGCCGAGGCCUUGGAUUAGGAGAGAAUAUAAAUUAGGAGUUGAGAGGAUAAACUAGGGUUUAAGAGAUUCUUCUGAAUAUUGUUCUUGAUUGAUUAUGACGUAAACCCAAAGUACAUAUUUAUAGGGAAAUACUGAAAAACCCUAAUGAUAAUCCUAAUCCAACUAAAUCUCUACUAACCAUAAUUAUAAUUAUCCUACCUAAUAUAAUAACAUAAACACAUUUUCUAAAUAAAUGUGUUUCUGCCAGUAUGGCUCCAAGGUUUUGAUGCAUAUAUUAUCAACUAGAGGCGGGGUGCUCGAUCGAGCAAGGUGCCUGCUUGGAUAUUCUGGUUGCAAUCAUGUUGGAUUCUUUCUCCUAAUCAAAUGGUACCCCUUUUCUGUUCCUUCUUUUCAUUUUCAGCUUCCUGAAUCGAUCCUGUGAUGUUACGUUUCUUGGUGAUGCAACAGUAUGAUACUGCAACUUUCUUCUUCUUCAAGUCUUGUAAGACUUCUUAAUGUUUUGUGUUGAAGAAUCAUGGAUUGGGAUUGCUUCUUUUGUGUGUAUAAGGGCUAGACUUUGGUAUCUGGAGGUAAGAUGUAUCCCCAUAUCCCUGUGUUAGUACAAGCAGAAUUUGGUCUCCGAAUUUUGAUAAAGCUCUACCGCAUGUGAAGUAGUUAAGAACGGAUUAGAUAAUGAACUUGAAAAUACUAGGUAUCUCUGUUGGAGUUCUAAACUUUGCAAGAUGGUAAAUGUGAAGAAUAUUGCACAAGAGUUCAUUCUUGAUGAUUCCUUGUGCUUCACAUUUGCCAAAAUGAACAUUGCAUUAUGAC